AUGGGCAGCAGCAGCAGGUUUCCAGUGGAGGUGACAGCUGUGGGCUUGCUGAAGCAUGGCAGGGAGAAGAUCUGCAUACUUUCUGUCUGCUGGUCUGACCAAACCCAGGGGCUCAUUUACAGGACAUUUGACGAAUUUAGGACCCUCCAUAAAGGACUGAAGAGAAAAUUCCCCAUUGAGAGCGGUUUAUUGAAAAAAGCCCACCGGACCCUCCCAAGAUUUCGAGAUGCCAAUGCGAUGCUGAGGAAGAACCAGAAGCUGAGCCGCUGCCUGGAGACGCUGAGGCUGCUGGAGGUCUAUUGCCAGGAGCUGCUGAAGACUCAAGCCAAAAUCUCCCGAGGAGAAGACGUGGUUAAGUUUCUUGAAGCCCACGGCCAGGAUCUGGAGCCCCCCUUUCCAGAAAACAGCAUCAUUGUUUUGCCUUCUGAAAUGGGAGAGAGGAAGAAAGAGGCUCCCAGGGCACCCAUUCCGACCAUCACCCAGCCGGUCAUCUCCCAGAUGUACCAAUGUGUUGCGCCCUUUCGAACUCAAGACACCCAAAACAAGCCCUUUGAAGCCACCAAGGCAGAAAAGCUGGAAGUGCUGAUGAAGGACAGGACAGGAUGGUGGCUAGUGGAAAACAACCGAAAGCAAAUCGCCUGGUUCCCAGCUCCGUACCUGGAGGACAGCAAAGAAAUGCCCAUCAUGGAAGAAAACGACGAGGAAGGGAUGUUCUAUUAUGUCACCCAGGCCUACAGAGCCAAGGAACCAGAUGAACUCUCCCUUGAGUUUGGGAUUGUGGUGGAAGUGCUGGAGAAAUCAGACAGUGGCUGGUGGCUGGUUUGGUACAAUGGAACCACAGGCAUUGUUCCCUCCCUGUUUCUCCAGCCGUACAGAAACCCCCUUAGCAAAUUCCUGGCUCUUGCCUCUCCCUCCUUAGGCAGCUCCUUGCCAAACCUCACCGAAGCCCCCAGUCUCAGCAGCAAGAGUUGCACAGCCCAGCCAAAGAGGAACCAGGUUUACCUCAGCCAGAAGAUGCAAAGCAAAGACACUGGCUCACUCGAGGGCCAAGGCAUUCGUUCUCCAAGUAGAAGUUCCACCUCAGGAAAUUCCAGUCCAGCCUCUGGGAAUGGGAGUGGUCCCUCUGAUCCUGAGGGCCACCUUGUCCUCACAGAGACGCUUCUCCAGACAUCUGGCACCCCAGGAAGCGCCUCCUUAAGCCAGCAGCAGCAGAACCAUCCGGGCUUUGAAGGGGAAUCUUCCAGAGAACCUGUCCAUUUGCUUCCCUCCUCUGGUGUGGGCUCCUUGCCUAGUGGUCCCAUUGUGCCCCCACGCCCCUCCCCUUGUGAAAUCCUCCAAAAAUGUAGCAGCCUAACCAGAAGGGCUCUGCAGAAGGGCUCUGGAGAAGCCCAGCUGGUUCCCAGCUGUAGAAAAGAAGUAAGUAAGCGCAAACUGACAUCAUUGGACUCCAAGAUUUAUUGAUAUACAAAAUACCUGUUGUGUGUGGAAGGAAUCACCGAGUUCCUUACUCAAGGUUAGAAUUGAGAAUUGUCCCCUUCUAAAGUCAGAGGGUCUGGCUGAAGCGGCACAAAAGAUGACCUUCCACCGAGGGAUACACCUCCAUUUCCCUAGAGAGAGACCAAGCUGAAAGCACCACUUUAAGAGCUUUCAUCUUGGAGCCAAUGCCUUGGAAGGGAAAGGAGGGGACAUUUUUCACCAGGUUGGGUGACAUCACCUCCUGCAAUGGGGCGCCAUUUCGCCAUGCUGGAUGGAGCUGACACAUAUCUGUGUGGAGCACUUGGAAUAUUUUGUGAAGGACUUAACCCAAUUCUGCCUAAACAAAAGAGAUGGGCAAGUAGAACUGAGUCCUGCGUGGCCCUUAGAAGUUCUAGUAAUCCUACUUUCUACUCAACUAUCAACAUAGUUGAUAUGAAGUUGUUGACUGACGUAUCCAAGUUGGGGUCUACAGUAGAUAUUUAAUAAUAUGAUAUACUGGA
Molecule: messenger RNA, 1976 nt
Organism: Notechis scutatus (mainland tiger snake)
Lineage: Eukaryota; Metazoa; Chordata; Lepidosauria; Squamata; Elapidae
Gene: NOXO1
Product: NADPH oxidase organizer 1
Biological process (GO): superoxide anion generation
Cellular component (GO): cytoplasm
Molecular function (GO): protein binding; superoxide-generating NADPH oxidase activator activity; phosphatidylinositol binding
Source: RefSeq, a predicted model, not a curated record